UCCCAGAUUUCACUCCUAGAUCUAUAUCCAAGAGAUGUGAAAACAUAUGUCCAUAUGAAGACUUGUAUGUGAACUCUCAUAGCAGCUUAAUUCAUAAUUCCCUGUUACAGACUGAAUGAAUUGUGUUCCACCCCUUAGUCACUCAUGUGUUAAAGCUCUAACACCCUUGGGACUGUAUUUGGAGACAGAGUCACAAGUAUACCGCAUUUAGGAUGUAAGAGGCAGUUAAGAUUAAAUGCGGUCCUAAGGGUGAGGCUCUUAGCCAAUAGGAUUAGCACCUUUAUGAGAAGAGGAAGGGACACCAAGGCUGCUCUCACACAGAGAAAAGGCCAGGUGAGUACACGGGGAGAAGGAAGGUGACCAUCUCCUGAGAGAGGCCUCAGAAGACAGCAAAUCUGCUGACACCUUGAUCUUGGAUUUCUCGUCUCCAGAACCGUGAGAAAUCAGUGUAUUUGUAUCAUUUAAGAUUACACAUAUAAGUGACUUCAUAUGAUAUUUGUCUUUCUCUGUCUGGCUUAAUUCACUUAGUAUGACAAUCUCUAGGCCCAUCCAUGUUGCUGCAGAUGACAACUACCACCACCAUAUUUCAUAAAUGAAGAAUAAAUUAGAAGAAAUAUAAGAGCAAAUCAAAACAGCAGCUUUGCACCCCCCAGACGGUGGCGGAGAGUGAAAAAGUGUGCAGGAACCAAAGAGCUGGUGUGUUCUCUGAUGUGCCUGGAGAAGCAAGACCUGUGCAACAAGUUCAAGGGGCGUGUGCAAGCAGUUUCACCCAGCGCCAGGUCCCCCUGGGUAGAGUCCAAGUUCAUGGAUUACUUCUUUGAAGUGGAGCCAGCCCCACCUGUCCUGGUGUUCAACCAGACAGAGGAGAUUCUGAUUGUCAAUGCUACAUACCAGCUGCCGCAUUGUCUGCCCCAACCAGAUAUGAACUAUGAGGUGAAUUUCUGGAAGGAAGGGACUAAGAACAAGACCCAGUUUCCAGACACUCGCCAUGGCCAGCCAGUCCAGAUUCCUCUCCAGCCAGACACCAGUGGGCACCACUGCCUCAGCGCCAGAACCAUCUACUUCUUUGGCAACCCUAAAUACAGCGAGUUCUCCGAGCCCACCUGCUUCUUCCUGGGGGCCCCGGGAUCCAACUGGGCCCUCCUGUUGCUGCUACCAUUUCUGCUUCCACUGCUGUUGGCUGUUGCCAUAGGGCCUGUGAUGUGGAAGACCUUCAGGGGGAACCCCUGGUUUCAGCAGACAAAGAUGCCACAGGCCCUGAGCUUCUCCGGACACAGACUCUACUGGGCAACCUUUCAGCCCAGUGGCCCAGAGUGCCUGCACGACUUGAUCGUCUGUCCCCAAAAGGAAGUGACCAGAAGGGUCAGGCUGACCUCUAGAGUCAGGGCCCCAGCCCCCAUCCAGGCCGGACCAGAGAAGGACAGCGCUGAGGAGAAGGACGGUGAGGAGAGCACAGAUGAAGAGGACCCGGAUCCUGGUGUCAGCUUCCAGCCCUAUGUUGAACCGCCGCCCUUCCUGGGGCAGGAACCCCAGAGCCCAGGGCCCGCCGAGGCAGGAGGGCCGUGGACUCCUCUGGUCCAGGGGGAAGGCUCCUCUGCCUGCAGUUCUUCAGGCAGAAGCUGGGUCAGCACUGCGGGGUCCUCCUCCCCCUGGGAUGAGGCUGGAUCCUCAGGCUAUUUGGCCAAAAAGGGGCCAGGCCAGGGUCUGGGUUGGGGGGAACACCAGAAGCCUCUCCCACCACCCGAGGACUCCAGUUCCCUGGGAGAGCCCCCCAAAGACAACCUCUCCUCCUGGACCAGCUGGGGCUUAUCAUCACCAGGGCUGAAUCUAACCCCCAGAGAACCCCCGGUUUCUCUUCGGACACUGACCUUCUGCUGGGACAGUAGUCCUGAGGAUGAUGAGGGGGAGGAAGAAGAGGAGGAAGAGGGCUGGAGGGAGUCAGAAAGUGAGGACAGUGGUGCUGGCAGCUGGGGGGCUAAGAGCCUCCAGAGGACCGAGGUCAGACCCCUGGGGCAUUACUUGGCCAGGUGAGCUGUGCCUCCGAGUCUGGUUGCUGCUGAGCUUUCUGGGGACCCAAGACAUCACCAAGACUUGAAAUCCCGGGAGCAUCAUUGCUGGGGCAGCAGAGGGUCCUCAGAGCACCUCGGAGAAGCCCAGCUAUUAGAAGCCGUCCACCAGGCUGAGCCGUCAGAAGCGAGCCGUCAGAAGCCACCCGCCCUAUGACCUGCUUGCUUUGCACCAAGCACCAGGAGGGGUGGAGACAAGAACGGGUGGAGGUCAGAGGUUGGUUGGGUGUAGAUCACCCCACUGCCCCUGGGGUGAUAGGCCAGCUGGAAAGAUUAUCUCUGGACAAUGUGAAACGGGCAACGUCAGGUCCCAGCAGACAUGAAGGCCGACAGCACAAGGGCCCAUCUGGCUUUGGGGAGAGAAGGACUUGGAGCGCACCUGGUAGAGCAGAGACUCGCAGCUUUCUCCAACAUCUGCUGGGCUUCCGCCUCCGCAGAACUCAGCCUUCUGGUUUAUGAGUUCCCUAGGGUGGGCCCCGGUGAAGAAAAAUCUAGUUGGCCGAGGGUGUUGGAGAGGCAGAGGAAGGGGAAGGGUGUCAUCAUUGAAGGCCCAGUCUCUGAGUCACGCGUUUCACAAUCUAGAAUAUCAGACAGACCUGGGUCCAGAUCCCAGCCCUGCCAUUCACCAGUUGUGUGGCCGGCGGGGAGACACCCUCCUCCUCUGUGCCUGAGUCUCCCCUCCGCAGCUACCCCCUGGGGCAUGGCAAGAGGUCCGACAGACACGUGAUGCCUGCCACAUUGUUGGCACGCAUCACGUGGUGACCAGUAGGAUUCUCCCAUCCACCCAGGCUCUGGGCGAGUGGAGGGACCACUGGGCAUCUCCCACCUAUGACCCCAAACUCAGAGUGACUGGAUUCUCACUCCAAGUCUCCCACCUACCUCCUGCCCUCACUGCCCCCCGUCCUGUAGUCAGGAAACUGAGUUCUCAAAAGCUGAAGCCCAGUCAAGGGGGUCCCUGGUCCCUCUCCCUUUUCACGGCAAAGAAAGAACCAAAUGGUGCACUGUCUAGGGAGUCUGAUUAACUGGUGGUGGGGAGCAGCCCAGCAGGGAACUGGGCCCCGGGCCUGUGAUCCCCAGCUUAGCACUUUAGACCCUUCAGCUGCCCAUUGUGGUUGUAAAGGUACCCCAUUUUCCUUCUGAUUUUGAGAAACCACUGUCUCUGGAAAUAGAUUCUUGCCCGGGGGUAGUGAUGGAUGUUCUCAAACAACUGAUUCGGUAACCUAAUUUUGUCAGCUUUGUGGCCCUGCAAGAACCACAGAGAUCAGAGCAAACCUUGGCUCUGCCAUUUCACCUGCCAGGACUUAAUACAUUUUUCCAUUAAUGCAAAAAGCAUCUUCAUAAGCUUUGUACCCACAGGGCUGUGCUGUUUAGAAGUCAGCAUAAAGGUAUAGCAUCGAGAGAAUGAUCUGGAAAAGCUUCUCAAGCUUCCAAGGCUUCUCAAACUGUGCUCCUGAAAGACCCUGGGCUUCACGGGAGGAGGAGUCUCAAUCUCAGGGGAAGCUAGAGGUUCCCCCAUGUUCAACCAGAGCAGCCUCCCCAGACCCCUCAUUUUUCUCCAGCACUCUCCACGUACAAUGGUGCUUGGGAGUCUCCACUCCUAAAGAAAAAGUUAGCAAACCCCCUUUGAAGUUGAAAAUCCUGUCUUCUGUUUCAGAUGAGGAAGCGGAAAUGUUGACUUCACUGUAUACAUCGCUAAGAGUGAGGCUGGGUCUCUGGCCCGCCUGGGCAACCCUGAUCCCCUUGGCCAUGUAAACAGUACCAAGGUCUCGGCAAGGGGCACGGGGUUGCAGGGGCCUUCCCCACUGCUGGGAGGCAUGCACAUGCCUGCAUGCCCAGGCACACACACGUGCCUGUCUGCAGGGGUUUCUCUCCCAUGAAGCUUGUCUACAUCCAUCACGCAACACAGGAGAAGAAAAACGAGCUGUGCCCGUGGCACUGGGGAGGGCCCAGGGCCAGUUCCCAGGGAAAUACCCAGACCAAGCCUGGUGUCCUUUCUGGAACCUGUCGAGCUGCUUCAAGGAGGUAAUUCCAAGUCCCUAAAAGCUAUCAUCACCGCUGUCUUAGGCUGGUGUCAAGUAACUAACCGCUGUAUUCUGAAACCUUGUGUGUUUUCUAAGUAUUUUUUUCAAAGUUUAAUUUCUGACAUAGGCUGAACCCUCCUUGAAUUCUAAAAGUCCAGCUCCUUCAUGGUCAUUAAGUUAUAAACAAACAACUAUGGGCAGCAUUAGGAAAGAACAUGCUGGCCAGUAUUAUCAUUUGUUAGGUGUAGUCAGCACUGAACUGUUGACAAAGCCCUUUCAUAAACUCAUUGGCCAGGAACUGCAUAGCUUGAGCUCCAAAGCCACAUGUGAAGGACAACGGGGGUGGAGUAGGCGAUGCCCUAAGUAAAAGCAACAUUCCGAUUCUUUAGGGUACUGAGAAGUUUAUAUGUUGCUCUGAGAUAGUUGUAUUUAUUUCUAGCUUUAUUUUAUGUUUAUAUCAUAUUUAAAUAAUUUCCUAAUGUUUGUUGGGACCUACCCUAAACUGUUUUAAAUAAAGAGCUCUAUUUUUAGAGAAAAAGGCAAAAUC
Bubalus bubalis (water buffalo) is the source of this 4634-nucleotide messenger RNA. RefSeq names its product interferon lambda receptor 1 (gene IFNLR1). The record is from RefSeq and is a predicted model, not a curated record. The coding region runs from base 709 to 2031 and encodes 440 amino acids. Lineage: Eukaryota; Metazoa; Chordata; Mammalia; Artiodactyla; Bovidae. The transcript is spliced from 6 exons. Gene Ontology annotation, molecular function: protein binding.